AUGUAUUUCUAUGGCCUGACCACCAAUGCUCUUUUGCCCUUGGCAGGAAUCCCUGUUGGAAGAGAUGGUGAUGAGCCCAGGUUCUUUGUGCUGAGUCUGGUUGUGAUCUCUCCCACUCUGGCUCAGGAUGACUACAGGUACUUAAAAUUCCUGACUCAGCACUAUGAUGCCAAGCCAAGGGGCCGAGAUUACAGAUACUGCGAAAGUAUGAUGAAGAAAAGAAAGCUAACCUCGCCUUGCAAAGAAGUCAACACCUUUAUCCAUGACACCAAGAACAACAUCAAGGCCAUCUGUGGAGAGAAUGGAAGCCCUUAUGGAGUAAACUUUAGAAUAAGCAAUUCUCGCUUCCAGGUCACCACUUGCACGCACAAAGGAAGGUCUCCCCGGCCUCCAUGCCAGUACAACGCCUUUAAAGAUUUCAGAUAUAUUGUUAUUGGCUGUGAAGAUGGCUGGCCUGUCCACUUCGAUGAGUCUUUUAUCAGUCCGUAG
Messenger RNA from Mus caroli (Ryukyu mouse), 489 nucleotides. Its product is annotated as angiogenin-3-like. The record is from RefSeq and is a predicted model, not a curated record. NCBI's taxonomy places the organism in Eukaryota, Metazoa, Chordata, Mammalia, Rodentia, Muridae. Gene Ontology annotation, molecular function: nucleic acid binding; RNA nuclease activity. Gene Ontology annotation, biological process: angiogenesis; antibacterial humoral response; innate immune response.